Messenger RNA from Trichoplusia ni (cabbage looper), 1076 nucleotides. RefSeq names its product eukaryotic translation initiation factor 3 subunit H (gene eIF3h). Lineage: Eukaryota; Metazoa; Arthropoda; Insecta; Lepidoptera; Noctuidae. The transcript is spliced from 5 exons. Gene Ontology annotation, molecular function: metallopeptidase activity; protein binding; translation initiation factor activity. The coding region runs from base 32 to 1045 and encodes 337 amino acids. The record is from RefSeq and is a predicted model, not a curated record. Gene Ontology annotation, cellular component: cytoplasm; cytosol; eukaryotic 43S preinitiation complex.
AAUCGUAAAGACAAUUUAACCUUUCACAAAAAUGGCGAACCGUGGUGGGCCUGCAAGACGCGUUCCUGAAACUGAACCCACAAUUACGUACGUUCAGUGCGAUGGAUUGGCGGUGAUGAAAAUAGUGAAACAUUGCCAUGAGGAAUCAUGCAGCAAUAUGGAGGUGGCCCAGGGUGCCCUGCUUGGGUUGGUUGUGGAGAACCGCCUCGAGAUCACCAACUGCUUCCCCUUCCCGAAGCACGACGAGGCCAUGGAUGAGGAGGAGUACCAGCUCGACAUGAUGAGGCGACUCCGUCGUGUUAACGUUGAUCAUUUUCACGUUGGAUGGUACCAGAGUGCUGAUGUGGGCAACUUCCUGAGCCAGUCACUCCUGGAGUCUCAGUACCACUAUCAGACCUCCAUUGAGGAGAGUGUGGUCGUCAUCUACGACACUAAGAAGUCCGCCAGAGGGUUCCUUACACUGAAGGCUUACCGUUUGACUCCUCAGGCCAUCGCCAUGUACAAGGAGGGUGAUUACACGCCAGAGGCUCUCCGUAACCUGAAGAUCGGUUACGAGAGCCUGUUCAUCGAGGUGCCCAUCGUGAUCCGCAACUCUCCGCUCACGAACAUCAUGAUGUCUGAGCUCUCCGAGAUGAUCCCCGAGGAGGAGGGAUCCAAAUUCUUGGACCUGGGUACCGCAUCAGUAUUGGAAGGUCAGCUCCGUAGUCUUAUGGAACGCGUCGACGAGCUCAACCAGGAAGCUAUCAAGUUCAACAGAUACCAGCAAUUAGUCGUUCGUCAACAGCAGGACAAGCACCGCUGGCUCGCCAAGCGUACCCAGGAGAACCUGGCCAGGGCUGCCAAGGACGAGCCACCAUUACCCGAGGAAGACGUCAACAAACUCUUCAAACCCCACCCCGUUCCGCCUAGGCUCAACCCCAUGAUCGUCGCCGGUCAGAUCAACACUUACAGCCAACAUAUAAGCCAGUUCUGUUCCCAGAGCCUUGCUAAGUUAUAUCUGACGCAGGCCCUGCAAAAUGCGAAGGAAUCCAAGCAGAACAACUAGUUUUGUAUUUAAUUAAAGUGUUUGUCACAUA